AUGUCGCACUUGCCUAGCAAGCCGUCCAAGGAAGACUCUGCCCUUGGCGUGGCCACCCCGUUUGCCACUCCGACCGACACCCCGUCUGGCUCGCCGACGUCGGCUACGGCGCCACCGGUCGUCCGCUCGCGGCCGGGUGGAUCCGAGCCGGGUGGAUCCGAGUCGGACACAGUGGCCAUGCGCCGGAGGGUGCCGCCGCUGAGCGAGCUCACGCCGUCGGCCGCGGCGGCGGUGGCGUCGGCGACGUCACCGGCCGGCGCGGUUGUGGCAUCGUCACCGACGCCUGCGCUGCUUUCGAUCACCUCGUCUGGCCUUUGGACCCAUGUGCUCUUCCACAUCUGCCUUGGCGACUGGGACGUCGAUGCCGCGUUCACUCUGGAUCCGGUGUGGGGCGAGGAGGCCUUGUGGGAGGGCUCGCUGCUGCUGGACAAAGACGCGGUUGUCCACUAUAAGUACGUCAUUCGUACGCCCGACCGCAUCGUCUCGGUCGAGGCGCUCGACGAACCGCGCUCGCUCGUCCCGCUCGGCGUCGCCAUCAAGCUCAACGACGGGACAUACGGCGAGCCGGUGGUUGGCGGCACAAAGCGCAAGUGGACCGACCAGGGCUGGCUCAUCAAGGACUCGGAGCUGCGGCUGACAGUGGCCUCGGUCAACGUGGCCCGCAACGAGGUGGCUGCGGCGCUGGCGGGAGACGACGGUGGCGAGGCGAGCGCCGAUGUCGAUGCAGACUGGGUCGACGUUCACUGCGCGCCGCUGCUCCCGGAGCGGGCCGACGACUUUGCAUAUCUGGCGUCGCUGGUCACGCCGGCUGCGGUUGUGCACCCUGUGCCAAGUAAGUAUCCCAAGGGUGCGGCGAUGCCGCGGGCGCUCAUGUUCUACGCGCGCUCGCGCGAGCAUCUGGGCUUCCGGUUUGCGUUCUACAACUGCCGCGAAAACCGGGCAGUUGGCACCGCUGUUGUGUCUGCAGCCGAGCUGACGAGCAUGCGCGGUACGCUUGAGCGGCCACUGCUCGACGCGAACAUGUGCAUUGUCGGCUCGGUUGUGCUCAACUUUCUCAUCACGACCCCUUUUGGACUCCCGGCCAACACGCUGGCGAUGGUGCAGCGGCCCAAGCCGCGGCAGGUCGGCGAGGCGCUGGACAUCGGGCACCGCGGUGUGGGCGCCAACUCGAAGGACUUUGCCAACACAGCAUCGUACAUCCGCGAGAACACCAUCGACGCGUUCCUGGCGGCUGCGCGGCUCGGGUUCUCUUACGUUGAGACCGACGUCCAGCUGACUGCCGACGGGGUCCCGAUCAUCUUCCACGACUUUCGCAUCAUUGUCCACUCGCAGACGGUCGACGUCGACCGAGUCACUUACGACAUGGCGCGGUCGGGCAAUCUCGGCGGCGACAAGGACGUGUCGGCCAACAUCAAGAUCGGGAUCAACUCACUGACGCUUGCGCAGUUCAAGUCGCUCAAGCCCGAGCUCUCGGUUGACUCGCAGUCGACGUUUGCGGCGUCGGCCAAGCGGAAGCUCAAGCGGUCGUCAUCGCUCUCAGCCUUCCCCUCGCUUGGCGAGCAGCGCCGGCGCAAGAGCGCGCUCGCGAGCUCGCCACCGGUGGCCGAGGCUGAGCUGCAGCCGGCGUUUUUCAUCACCGGCUCGUUCGACACUCUGCACGAGGUGCUUGUCCACGUCCAGGCGCGCCAGCCGAGCCUCGGCUUUAACCUCGAACUCAAGUACCCGGUGACUGAGGCCGACGACGCAGAGCUGAACCCGGCAGAGCGCAACAAGUGGCUCGACGCUGUGCUCGACGUCGUCUUUUCGUGUGCCAAACCGGACUUUCGCAUCAUUUUCUCCUCGUUUGACCCGGACUUGUGCGCCAUGUGCCGGAUGAAGCAGCCGCGGUACCCGGUCUUCUUCCUCACCGACGGCGGCGAGGUGCAGUACACCGACGCGCGGAUGAACUCGGUCAUGGGCGCCAUCGACUUUGCGCUCUCAGCGCGGCUGCAUGGCAUUGUAUCGGAUGCCAAGCCGAUUGUGUGCAACAUCGAUCUCGUCCAAACCGUCCACGACGCCGGCCUCAUGCUCUUUACCUUUGGUGGCCUCAACAACGACGAGGCCGCUGUUGAGCUGCAGCAGACCGCCGGCGUCGACGCCAUCAUUACCGACGCAGUCUACCGGGUCAAGCGCACCGGUAUGACGCCGCGCAAGGCGCCCCCGCCAGCGACACGGGCCUGGCCCCGCGCCGCCGGCAGCAGCACUCGGUCUGCGCACGCAGCUGCCGAUGAGCCUAGGCACAGCGAAUCGCGCUCGCAUGAGCUUCAGGCUGUCCACGACGCCAAGGCGGCGUUGCGGUCAUGUUAA
Thecamonas trahens ATCC 50062 is the source of this 2346-nucleotide messenger RNA. RefSeq lists its product as uncharacterized. Gene Ontology annotation, molecular function: carbohydrate binding; phosphoric diester hydrolase activity. The transcript is spliced from 3 exons. Gene Ontology annotation, biological process: glycerophospholipid catabolic process. The record is from RefSeq and is a predicted model, not a curated record. NCBI's taxonomy places the organism in Eukaryota, Apusomonadida, Apusomonadidae. The coding region runs from base 1 to 2346 and encodes 781 amino acids.